AAAAAAAAGCUUCUUGAAGAACUUGGAGAGAAUAGACUUCCAUAUAUGACACCAGCCAAUGCUGAUUUCCAUCUGUUGUGGAAGACCAAGUAUUCCAAGCUGAUUUUCAGGCAAUCUGAUACGGUACCUGAAGAGCUCCAUCAAACGGUACAAGAAGGCUUUCUGACCUUGCGAAAGCACGAUUGUUUCUUUCAAGAUCUUGUAAGGAUCAAAGGAAAAGAUUUUCUUACCCCAGUGUCUCGUGUAUUAAUUGGAAACCCAGGAUGCACUUACAAGUACUUGAACACAAGAUUAUUUACAGUUCCGUGGCCCACUGAAGGUUAUGAUAUAAAAUAUUGCAGUCCUCAAAUACACGAUGCUUGUAAAGCAUUGAUCAGACUUAAUGACUACUUGCAUAUUGAAGCAGUCAAGGCAUUGCAAGGGCAAAAUUUGUUUGAGACCAAAGAAAGUAAAGAUACUGCUGUAGUAGGUAGGGAGCAAAUUGCUACUUCUCUUGUGGAGAAAGGGUCCAUUUCAAAAGAUCAAAGCAGUUGUGCAUCAGAGAAUGACUACAUAAGUCUAAAGAACAGAACAUACUAUAACUUGACUUUAUUAAAUUAUAUGGAUCCACUACAAAUGACGUACUUGAAACAAGAACCUUAUUUUGGAAUGGGGAACAUGGCAGUGAGCUGGCACCAUGACGAGAAUCUGGUUGAAAGGUCAACGGUUGCUGUGUACAGUUACAGCUGUGAAGGUUCGGCUGUGGAAGAAAGCAAUGAACAAAAACUGCAGGGAAGAGACCCAGCUGUUUGGCACGUAGGCUUGAAGGUAGCAUGGGAUAUAGAGACACCUGGAUUAGCAAUACCACUUCACCAAGGAGACUUCUACUUGAUGCUUGAUGAUCUCAAUAUGACACAUCAGCACUGUGUUCUGGCUGGUUUUUCACCUCGAUUCAGCUCAACUCACAGAGUGGCAGAUUGUUCAAGAGGAACAUUGGAAUACAUAUUUGGACAGUGUGAACUGGCACUCCAGAAUUUACAGACUGAUUCUGAUUUAAUGGUUUUAUCUUUGAAAUCACUGGAAACUGCAGUUGUAAAGCAAGUAGAAGAAAUACAUAAUGAGGUUGAAUUUGAGUGGCUUAGGCAGUUUUGGUUUCAAGGGAAGCGAUAUUUGAAGUGCACUGAUUGGUGGCUUAAGCCUAUGGCUAAAUUGGAAGAAUUUUGGAGAAAAAUGGAGAUUAUGGCCUCAGGACGAUAUUUAUCAGCAAACUGAAGGUUGGGCCAAGACGGAAGCUGCUUCUAAUUUAAAUUUUAAAAAAUUGCUUUAAUGUUUUAUGACUUAUAGCAUAUUAAUCACAAUUAAUUUGAGCUAUUGAAGGAGACAGAAGAGAAUGUUAAUUGAGAAUGUCUGUUUUGUUGAGUCUCUAAGUAAAUUUGAUGAUUACU
Messenger RNA from Eurypyga helias (sunbittern), 1424 nucleotides. RefSeq names its product fat mass and obesity associated (gene FTO). The record is from RefSeq and is a predicted model, not a curated record. The annotation marks the transcript as partial. The transcript is spliced from 7 exons. Lineage: Eukaryota; Metazoa; Chordata; Aves; Eurypygiformes; Eurypygidae. Gene Ontology annotation, molecular function: ferrous iron binding; broad specificity oxidative DNA demethylase activity; mRNA N6-methyladenosine dioxygenase activity. Gene Ontology annotation, biological process: RNA repair; regulation of multicellular organism growth; DNA alkylation repair.